UCUCACACCUCUGCUUGGACUUCUUUUAAGGACAAGACACAGAUAUUUGCCUCUUGAAAGCAACCAGUCAAUUAUUAAAUGUGGUGAUACUGUAUCAGUUUACCGUUUGCCUCUUUUAGCUGUAUCCAUGUCAGAGGUCUAUUCAUUAUGUAUCAAUUUGGUGUCUAGUUUUUGUACUGUGGGUAUUUUCCGUUCGUUUUGGCAUGCCGGGAUGUUUUUGUCUGAUAAGUGAGCAGUAAUUGGCCAUGCCUUAGGCUGAAAGAAUAUGCCCACCGUUGUUGACUGGGGUGUAUUUAUUUGUAUUCAAUGGAGGGCUCCAAAGUGAAACAGGAGAAUGUGAGGACAGUCAGGUUCCGAGUAGCAUCUGCCAACAGUGGUCGUGUGUUGGCCGAGGUGUUCAAGGAUGAGUCUCGCUGGUGUGGCUUGGUCUGUGACACAGAGGACUUGGACAAGACCUGUAGUCCAGAGGUACAGCACAGGGUCUCAUCUCCCCAUAGUGAGGCCAACAGCCACCUAAAAGGGCUGAUGCUCGAGUCUUCUCUUGACGGCGACGACAGAGAACCCGACGAGCUGCUUUCGUACGCGAGUGCCAGGAGAGAGACGCUCUUCAGCAACAUGCGGGUCAAUAUCUGCAGCAAAAAUGGAACCAUAAGAGGGGUGAGGAACAAAGUGAGCGCGGGUCAAGUGCUUUUUAACAACCUCUCCAAAAUGUAUUCUGGUCCCCUUCUUCAUCAGAAAACUAGACGUUGGGAAAAAGAUUAGAUUCUUUGGAGGCCUGCCAUGAUGUAUGGAUUAGAGACGGUGGCACUGAAGAAACAACAGGAAGCAGAACUUGAGGAAGCAGAAAUGAAGAUGUUGAGGUUCUUGCUUGGAGUGAGCAGGUUGGAUAGGAUUAGAAAUGAGCUUGUUUUGGAGAGAAGGUUUGAGAGAGCAGACUUCGAUGGUUUGGACAAGUCCAGAGGCGAGAGAGUAAGUAUAUUGGUAGAACGGUGGUAAGGAUGGAGCUCCCAGGCAAAAGAGCGAGUGGAAGGCCAAAGAAAAGGUUGAUGGAUGUUGUGAGGGAGGACAUGAAGACUGUGGGUGUCAAAGAGGAAGAUGCACGAGAUAGGUUUAGAUGGAAAAUGAUGACAUGCUGUGGCGACCUCUAAUCGGGACAAGCCAAAAGGAAACAAAGAAGAUGAAAGUAAACCGACUGAAUGAUUACAUUAAUAUAUACUUCUGAACUUUGAAUAUUUAGAAAUGUUUUUUGUCGAAUGUUGAAUGAAUCAUAUGGGUGCAGAAUUUAUUGAUUUUGAUAUUUGGGUUUGCAUGGC
Messenger RNA from Syngnathoides biaculeatus (alligator pipefish), 1313 nucleotides. It is a transcript of the gene grxcr1b, whose product is annotated as glutaredoxin and cysteine rich domain containing 1 b. The coding region runs from base 307 to 762 and encodes 151 amino acids. The record is from RefSeq and is a predicted model, not a curated record. The transcript has 2 exons. Lineage: Eukaryota; Metazoa; Chordata; Actinopteri; Syngnathiformes; Syngnathidae. Gene Ontology annotation, biological process: sensory perception of sound.